GAGGCAAUGGCAACACUCCUUCGCGAAGUUAACAUUUGGUUCGGGUUCAGCCACCCCCACGUCAUUCGGCUCUUCGGCGCGUGUCAUGUUGGCAGACCCUUCUUCGUUUGCGAAUACGCCACGAACGGAACGCUGGUCAGCUAUUUGAGAAAGCACCCGAACGAACUUUGGUUUAAGAUGCUUGAAGCUGCGCUGGGCGUCCAGUACCUCCACGCGCGCGGUGUUGUUCAUGGCGAACUUCAAGGGAACAAUAUUGUGAUCGGAAGUAACAAGAAAGCGAAGGUGACGGACUUUGGUCUCAGCUCCUUCGUUGACGACGACUGUCAUUCGGAGAUCUCUGCUGCGUCGCACUGGGUAGCACCAGAAGCCCUGGUAAACGAGGACUCACGACUAACGUUUGCGUCGGAUAUCUACUCUCUGGGUAUGCGCAUCGUGGAGGCGUUAAGGGUGGUGGGGCCUGGUGAAGACAGUUUUAGAGGUUGUCUACCUUGGGGAGCACUCGACAAUAUUGCAGUGAAAAAUCAUGUGAGGCGGGGAAAGUUGCCAUUUCAACCCUGGAAUUGCACAGACGAGCAGUGGCAAUUAGUUAGACGAAUGUGCGCCUUCGAGUCAAAGGAGCGGAUCAAGGUAGCGACCGUGGUCGACUCGUUGGCAAGGUUAGCGAAUUCU
This is a messenger RNA of Phytophthora sojae, 669 nucleotides long. RefSeq lists its product as hypothetical. Gene Ontology annotation, molecular function: protein tyrosine kinase activity; ATP binding. The transcript has a single exon. Gene Ontology annotation, biological process: protein phosphorylation. The record is from RefSeq and is a predicted model, not a curated record. The annotation marks the transcript as partial. Lineage: Eukaryota; Oomycota; Peronosporomycetes; Peronosporales; Peronosporaceae.